Owenia fusiformis is the source of this 2132-nucleotide messenger RNA. The record is from the annotation of a GenBank genome assembly. Lineage: Eukaryota; Metazoa; Annelida; Polychaeta; Sabellida; Oweniidae.
CGAAAAGAAUUAUUCGAAAGGUGGCGCUGCUGGAAGGAGAAUUUUUUUUUGAAAAAAGAUACUGUCAGACAUUGAGCUCUUAAAUUUUGGAGAAACAUUUUGUGGUCUGGACUAUAACGCAGGUGAAUCAGGAUAUGAGACCACAACGAAUUACAAAAGCUUCAACAGAUCUUCUUGUGUAGAAUAGUAGCUGCAGAGCUGUAGAUCCAUCGGUAAUUUUAACAACUUUGGAACAGCCUGGCCAAAUCAUCAACACUUAAGAAGUAGAUUCUACAUACUAUUCUAUCAAGCAAGACUGGAAUUGAUCUCAUCCUUUUAUGUGCAAUAUAAUCAGGAUCUAGUCACGUAAACCUGAAACUGUGAUAUUAAAGUGUGGAUCUGACAGGAUUCUAGUGCAUACCAUAACCAUUAUGUCUCCAAUGAGAUACUCUCAAAGUGAGCCUGUCAUACAGAAUGGACAUGCAGCGACAAAUGGAAUCAAGGGUAAACCAGGACUGCGUCGUAACAGCAGUAUCAUUCCACUAGUUCCAACAACGCACAAAGAGGACGUUCCCCUUGUAUUCAGAGAGCCUCAUAUUAACGGUGGUUUCCGCCAGGUUGACCAGCCGUGGCAUUAUUACUUCUUGAGUAUAUUCCAAGUCCACAAUGAAGUCAUGAAUGUCUGGACUCAUCUUAUUGCAGCCAUAGUUAUGAUCAGCAAAAUCUGGAAAUACUCGCAUGAAGUUGAUUUCGUGAAUGAUGCCUACACGUGGCCAUUUCUAGCUGGUUUAAUAUGUGGAUCACUGUUGUAUGUCUGUAGCAGUGGAGCUCACUGUUUCCAGUCGAAAUCAGAAUUAGUUCACUAUGUUGCCUUUAUGGUCGACUAUGCAGGUAUAGGACUGUAUGGCCUGGGGAGUGUUAUUGUACAUUAUCAAUACUGCAGUGAGGAUAGCCUAUACGAGUUGCUCAAGAAUGUCUACUUGCCAGUUGGUUGCCUUCUAGGCUUUUGUAUAUGUCUAUGUUGUACUAUAUCAAAGAUAUAUUACACUAGGCCUUACCCAUUCACCCGUAAAAUGUGGCAAAUGACGCCAGUGGGUUGCAUUUACAUAUGGUUAAACAUGCCGAUUGUUCACAAGGUUUACAAUUGUUAUAUGUAUGAGCAUGGCUGUGGAGAAAGUUUCACUUACCAUAUACAUCAGAUCCUCUGGUUUUUAGCAAGUGCAAUCUUCUUUGCUUCGUCCUAUCCUCAGAAGUUUAACCCAGGAAUGUGUGACUUUAUUGGACACAGUCACCAACUUUUCCACAUCUGCAUUAUGAUUUGCACCAGCAUUCAAAUGGAUGGUGUAUUUCUAGAUAUGCAACAAGAUCGUGAGCAUUUGAUCAAAAGGGGCAUACCAACAUUUAUGGAUGCCUUCGGGCCUGUUAUUCUCGUUGUAGGAUUAGAAAUUUUGAAUAUAGCCAUAUUUCAAAAAAUAGCAAAAGAUAAAAUAGCAAAAGAGAGUAAGAGUAACGUUAAAUUUGAAUAAAAAAAAUAAUGAUUCCUAGUUCAAUAGAUGGACUAUAUUGACAUGAGAUCAUAUAUUAUUAAUAAAAUUAAACCUUAUCAUAUCAAACUGUACCUUAAGCCAUUUACAGAUUAAAUGUUUACUUAGCAGUCAUCCAAAAUCUCACUGAUUAAUCGCUAUCAAUUUUUCAAGUUUGAGACCAAACUGUGAAUUUGGCAAAUUUGUCAUUCUUAGAAUAUUGGAUUUGGAUUUGUUGGAUUUUGGGAUUUGGACGUUAUUUAGUCAAUGGUUGACAUUUUUCAAAGAAGAAUGCUAUUAAUCCACAACCAAUAUAAACAUUUAAAUUGACAAUCUUGCGCAAAAUUCGGGAAUCGCCAAUUUAAAGCACAUACCUAAUUAACCAAUUUACUAUAGGCCUACAGUUUAAAGUUAUAUGUAAUUUGCUUAAACUUAGAAUGUAUACAAGCUGAAUAUAAGAGUAACCCUGAAAUUUCAUUACUACACUCUGAGUAUGAUAGACAAGUUUACAGUUUCGAUGAUGAUCAGAUUUUAAAGACCCACAAAGCUGCUGCCAUUGCCUUUUAAUUUAUAGAGUUUGAAUUUGAAACAAGGCCAGCAAAUGUUUCAACAAUUCUACCAAGGUACGAG